Electrophorus electricus (electric eel) is the source of this 3630-nucleotide messenger RNA. Its product is annotated as interleukin-31 receptor subunit alpha. Gene Ontology annotation, molecular function: protein binding. The record is from RefSeq and is a predicted model, not a curated record. Lineage: Eukaryota; Metazoa; Chordata; Actinopteri; Gymnotiformes; Gymnotidae.
UCGAUUUCGAUGUUUGCCUGCAUGUUGCGUAGGUGUGUGUGUCGUGCGAUCUGUGUGUUUAGCGAGUUUUGAUUUGACCUGGCUGUUGAGUCGCUGAAUGUGGUUUACAACGACCCGCCUGGCGAGAGCUCUGAACUGACCGUCUGACAGCAGAAAGCAAUAACCUAAUGACACUGCUCAUCAACACCACGGAUAGAAGUCUCACAUCUGGAGAAUGGACGGGACAACUCGUGCUUGUGCCGGGUGUGUAACCUGGAUAUCUGUGCUGUGCGUAAUCUUGGUCACAGCCUCAUCCCUAGCACCAUCCAUCACGCACUGUGAACUACUGGAGCAUGCCAACAUCACCUGUUAUUGGACUGCUGUCAGUUCAGAGACCAGCAGAUACAUGCUACAGGUCAACAUGACGUACUGUUUGCAUAAUACAGAUUACAAGACCGUGGGCUCAUGCACUACAGCAGACACUUGGUGCUCAGUGAACAUCGGCUCAGCGGGUCACUGCUUCUGUGUGGAUGUGCAGGCAUUCUGUCCCUCCACAUCUGCCAGAUCUCCACGACGCUGCUUCGCUGGCAUCAACGAAGUUAAGAUGUACCCACCACGAUUCACAAGGCUUACCACAAUACCAGGAAAUUCCCAUUGUUUGAAGCUGGAGUGGACAGAUGACAUGUCUGUCACUUUACCAUCUGAGCGGGCCCACCGAGUUAUACAAAUAGAAUACAGUAUUCCUCAUCAGGCCCAGUCCUGGAACGUGAGUUCGGUUCUUCACGACUGGAAGAUGGAGCUAUGUGGCUUGUAUCCAGGCACAAAGCACUCCGUGCGUCUCCGGGCCCAGGACUCCCGAGCAUCCCAUCACUGGAGUGGCUGGAGUAGUAUCAGGGAGGCAAUCACAGCAGAGAGUGCUCCAGGGGCUGUACCAGAACUAUGGAGACACAUCCAGCCAACAGACAUGAGUGGGCAGAGACACAUCACUUUGCUCUGGAAGCCUCUCCAGUGGCCUGACACUAAUGGGGUGAUUCUGAGCUAUGCCGCAUCGUGCUGGAGUGACCUCGACCCACCACAUCAGGACUGCGGCCGUCUGGACUCAUCCGUCACUUCCUGUGUUGUUUCUGUCUCUGCCAACCCCUGCAUCUGCAACCUGACGGCGUCCAACUCUGCUGGCACAUCACCAGAAGCAUAUAUACGCAUACCUGGAGACAGGGAUGCAGUGCUCCCAUCCCCAGUAAGCAUAAGUGUCAAUGCAUUGGAUGACUUCCAGCUGAAGGUGGAAUGGACAGCUGCAGUGAACCAAUCAGACACAAGCUUUGUGAUUGAGUGGUUUCCUAUAACGGAUAACACAUUUGGUGGUGCAUAUUGGAAAAGGUUGAAUGGGUCUGCAAGAAGCUUUAUAAUUACAGAGGGUGUACUUCCUGAAGUUCCAUAUAACGUGUCUGUUCAGGUUCUUCACGAGAAGACAACUAGGGCUCCGAUAUUUGCCACUGGCUUUACCAGACAAGGAGCGCCCUCUGCUGGCCCGAAGCUGAAAGUUCUACAGACAACGGGCAGCUCUGUGAUCCUGAAGUGGAAUUCUGUACCUUUGGAGAAACUACAUGGAUUCAUCCAAAACUACACAGUUGUAUAUGUAACAAACGGCAAAAUGAAAUCUCAAGUGCUAGAGGGCGAUGUUGAGCAAUUUUCACUGACUGGUCUGUCUGCUGGGGAAUAUGCUAUCUGUGUGAAGGCUCACACUGUGGCAGGGAGUGCUGAAGGCCCAUGGGUCACUGUGGCUGUGGCAGGGAAUGAUUACUUACCAAUUGUGGCAAUACUGGUGUGCACCACAGGAGGUCUGCUGAUUUUAGUAAUCACACUAAGCCAAGGUGAAAGGAUUCAACAUUGUCUCUGGCCGACCAUCCCAGACCCAUCGAAGACCAGCCUGUCCACGUGGGCCCGAGGCUCCAGAAGUCAACUCGUGUUCAUGGGACGAACCACAGGCCUUUGUGAUCACCCUUGUGAAGAGCACCAACAGGCAUGUUCUUUCAGUGACCACUCCAUACUGUCCAAGACAGUUAUCCAAGAGAUCUUUCCCAGGCCACUUUCAGCCAAAACGGCCAAGCGAAAGACCCAUCAACCAACCCAUAAGGUGAAUGCUGAAGAGCCCAGUGAAGACCUAAGCACUGAAGUCAGCAGCAGGAACAAUGUCAUGGCAAAACCGCAGACCCCUCGUGCACCUUCUGGUUGCCCACCAAUCGCCGACUGCUGUUUUGGAAGGGAUACGGUAGAUGAAAGGAACCUCAUGGAAAGAUUAAGGUUGUGUGGUCAAAGCCCUCCAGCCCCUGAAGCCUUGGCCAGAGCAGACAAAGUGGACUCAAGUAACCUGCUUUAUAAAAAAGACUUCACAUCAAGGUCAGAGUCCACUUGCUACCCCAAUAUAGUGUAUACCCAUUAUCUUCCAGUUCCUGACUUGCAGCUUGAUUUUAGAAAAGAGGCCAAAGAUUUCACUAAUCUUAUCCAUAAAAGUAACCUUUUGUCACCACUGGAAUCCUGUUGCCGUAUGCACAUAUCUACUAGUUAUCUACCGGUCCCCGAGUCUUCUCUAGAUUAUGCCAGUUUUCCACUGGAGACAGGGCACCCAACUGAUUGUAGUCCUCGUUCAAAAAUAGAGUCCAGCUCCCACAGUCAUUUAUCUACUAUAUAUGUACAGGUUCCUGUCACUCACCGUAAUUUUACAAUGGAAGCAGAAGACUCAGCUAAUUUUCAGAAAAAAGGAACCUUAUCAGGAUCGGAAUGCUCGAGUCAACAAGCCUGCCAGUCUUCACCUAUAUGUAAAGAAUUUGAAGAGGACCACACGUACAGGUCCUUGGGCCAAGGGGAGGACCCUUUACAGUUCUCCUUACAGUAGCACAGCACUGACGACUCUGUAGUCCUAGGAACAAGAAGAUGAACGUAUUACAGGCAAGAUAAUAGCUGCACCAACUGCACGAAACACGUGAGAGAAAUGGUGGCACUCUGCAGAAAAAGGACUCGAUAUGCAUUACAUAAAGUGCGACGGAGAACUAAGGUGUCCCGUGCUGAAACAUUUUUCUCACAGUAACACUCCGGGAAGGCUGACCUUUAUUUGCAAUCAGUCAAAUCGCUGAUGAGCGAUGAUUAGAUUUUAGGUACGAAUUGAUGAAGUGUCAAAGCGACUAUAGGUCACCUGACAAGGAUGGGUGCUUAAACUACCAGAAACGGACCGAGUCGUGCUACUUUGUUGUUUUUGACGCACUUUCAAUACAUACGAAUGUGACUUUUAAAAAAUUUAUUUAUGUUAGCGGACGACAGCGCCUGUGGUUGUACAUAUGCUUUGUGUCACAAAAAUCCGAUUGACAUUGACAAGAAAGGAAAAAAAAAAGGACGAAUAAGUACAUUGCUGUUUGUAAGAGGGAUUUAAAGCAAAUCAAUAACUAGUCUGCUUGUGUUCCUUAGUUAAAGUAAAUGUGAACGUGGCUACACUUUGUUGGGUAUUUCUUUGGGAAGGUAUACGUGACCAUCGUUAAACGUGAAGCAGCAGUUACGUCAAGAUGUUUUGGGGUUUGAGGUGUGUGUCGGUUUUGUCAACGUUUGAAUAUUACACGUAAUAAAGAAUACAUGCAACUACAAUUUUUAUUACUAAUUGAU